UUAAGCCUCACAUGGUGGUUAGAGCACUGAACUUCCUCUUCCAUUCAUGCCCUCCUCCUCUCCGCUUCUCCUCCUCCUUCUGUUGCUCCCCCGCCUUUCUUCCUCCGCAGCCUCUCUCCUCCGAUUAUGGCGGCCGCAGGAUGCCGUUUUGCGUAGCACAAAAGGCGUCCGUGGACGUGUUUGGGAGCAUAAUCGAUGUGCCUCUUCAUUUUCCGUCCAUCCAAACACGCCCCAUUUUGUUCAUAAUAUGGUUGACCUUAACUCCGAACUGAAGCAACUUGUGAAACGUUGUCAACUGCAUAAAGCAAGGCACAUGUUUGAUAAAAUGCCUUACAGAGAUGAGGUUUCAUGGACCACGAUAAUAGCUGGUUAUGUCAAUUCUUCAGACCCUUUUGAAGCGUUGAUCUUGUUCUUAAAUUUAUGGAUCCAGCCUGGUCUUCAAAAAGACCAGUUUAUGAUUAGUGUUGCACUCAAGGCUUGUGCUCUUGGCAUGAACAUAUAUUUUGGAGAAUCAUUGCAUGGAUUUUCUGUGAAGUCAAGUUUGGUAGACUCGGUAUUUGUCAGCAGUUCACUUGUGGACAUGUACAUGAAAGUAGGCAAAGUAGAGCAAGGUUGCAGAGUCUUCCAAGAAAUGGAAACCCGAAACGUGGUAUCCUGGACGUCCAUUAUUGCGGGGCUUGUUCAUGGUGGUUAUAGUAGAGAGGGAUUAUUGUACUUCUCUGAAAUGUGGAGAUCAAAAGUGAGUUGUGAUUCAUAUGCAUUCGCCAUCGCUUUGAAAGCAUCUGCUGAUUCAAAUUCUUUAGAUUGUGGGAAAGCUAUUCACACACAAACAAUAAAACAAGGGUUUGAUGAGAGCUUGUUUGUGAUUAAUACUCUUGCUUCCAUGUAUAAUAAAUGUGGAAAACCAGGUUAUGUCAUGAGAUUGUUCAAAAAAAUGAGGAUGCCAGAUGUAGUUUCAUGGACAACCCUUAUUACAACAUAUGUGCAGACGGGAGAAGUAGAGAAUGCAGUGGAUGCAUUUAGAAGGAUGAGAAAAUCAGGGGUUAGUGCCAAUCAAUACACUUUUGCAGCAGUAAUUUCUGCAUGUGCGAAUCUUGCUGUUAAAGAAUGGGGCCAGCAGAUACAUGGCCAUGUAUUGCGUCUAGGUCUGGUGGAUGCCUUGUCAGUGUCGAAUUCCCUCAUUACACUUUAUUCGAAAUGUGGGAUGUUAACUUUGGCUUCAAUGGUGUUUUGUAGUAUGGCUAGAAAAGAUAUUAUUUCUUGGAGCACUAUAAUUGCAGUUUAUUCUCAAGCAGGUUGUGCAAAAGAAGCUUUUGACUAUCUAUCAUGGAUGAGAAGGGAAGGGCCAAAACCGAAUGAAUUUGCUCUUGCUAGCUUGCUUAGUGUGAGUGGAAGCAUGGCGCUUCUUGAGCCUGGGAAGCAGUUGCAUGCUCAUGUCCUAUGCAUUGGCCUGGAUCAUGAAGCAAUGGUUCAUAGUGCACUAAUUAGUAUGUAUUCAAAAUGUGGGAGUCUAAAAGAAGCUUCUAAAGUAUUUGAUAGGACUAAAACUAAUGACAUUAUAUCAUGGACAGCCAUGAUCAAUGGGUAUGCUGAACAUGGAUCCAGCCAAGAGGCAAUUCGUUUAUUCGAGAAGAUUCCCAGUAUUGGUUUAAAACCGGACUAUGUGACUUUCAUUGGGGUUUUGACAGCUUGUAGCCAUGCUGGAUUGGUUGAUCAAGGUUUCCACUACUUUAUGUCAAUGACUGACGAGUACCAGAUCAGUCCUUCAAAAGAGCACUAUGGUUGCAUGAUUGAUCUUCUAUGCAGAGCAGGAAGAUUGAGUGAAGCUGAGCUUAUGAUACGAAGCAUGCCUUUUCAUAGUGAUGAUGUUGUGUGGUCUACCUUACUUACAGCAUGUAGGGUUCAUGGGGAUGUUGACAGAGGAAGACGAACAGCAGAAAGAAUACUUUCUUUGGAUCCGAAUUCUGCAGGAACUCACAUCACCCUGGCUAACAUAUAUGCUGCCAAGGGGAGAUGGGAGGAAGUUGCACACAUAAGGAAGCUAAUGAAGUCAAAGGGGGUAAUAAAAGAGCCUGGUUGGUCUUGGAUAAAUGUCAAUGAUCACUUGCAUUCAUUUGUUUCUGCGGAUCAGUCUCAUCCGCAGAGCGAAGAUAUCAUAACCAUUUUAAAACUACUAAGUUCAAGAAGAGGAGAUUCUUUGCUGGAAACAUGUUCAAGUGAAGAUGUUGAAGAUUAGCAACAGGCUAAAUUUUCUAUCAUCGUGCUUGUGCUACAAUUACAAUUUUUCCAUUAGCAUUCAUUACAUUACAUAGAUUUCAAAUGAUUGUUGGGAAUUGGUUGCCUAACUGCAAUCACUUGAACACUCAAAAUCCAGCGUAUACCAGGAAUACGAUCGAUACUGGAAUAAAGCUUUACUAGUUAACUUUGCCUCAAGACCCUUCUUUUUCUGGCACAGGAGCUUUGGAGCAAAGGUUGAGUUGUCUUUGUGUAACCUCAAGGUUAUAGGUUGAUAAUAGUGUUAUUCUGGAUUAUUUUUGUUUUGUAUAUUGGGUUGAUAAUAGUAUUUUUUUGGAUUAUGGAUUAUUGGGAUAUUAAUCUCAAAUGUGACACCGUUUAAUUUGGGAUACAGAAAUUGAACCCUUCAAUUUUUGAGAAGUAUAAAAAUCAGAUUAUUCGAUUUCUAGACAAAAAUCGGACUCUCCGAUUCUUCUUCAAAAAAUUUAAAAAAUUUGAGGUACAAAAAUCAGACCCACUCACUCAUUGUCACUGCCUCAUCGGCGCCGUGUCCUGCACUGUGCUCGUUCAAUAGCAUCGCCACCUCCUGCUCCACCCUUGUUCAUCAUCGUCGUGACCUCCAAAUCAGUCUUCCUCAUUUUUGACGCCUCCAGCAGAAUUGUCACCACCACCAGCAGCGUCGUCGCUGCCUCCAACAGCCUUUUCGCCGCUCAUCGUUGCUGCUCCCGCAGCCUCAUCGCCACCGCCGCGUCAUUCUUUUCUUCUGUCGUCACCACCCCUUGUUUGUCGCCACCUUCUGUACCAAAUCCCUUUCUCGGAUUAGUUUCUUUAGUUUCUUCAAUAUUUGAGGGUUUAGGGUUUAUUCAUUUGUUUGAAAUUAUUAAUCU
Molecule: messenger RNA, 3122 nt
Organism: Arachis stenosperma
Lineage: Eukaryota; Viridiplantae; Streptophyta; Magnoliopsida; Fabales; Fabaceae
Product: putative pentatricopeptide repeat-containing protein At3g47840
Exons: 3
Coding region: 47-2236 (729 amino acids)
Biological process (GO): RNA modification
Molecular function (GO): RNA binding; protein binding
Source: RefSeq, a predicted model, not a curated record